Messenger RNA from Arachis stenosperma, 840 nucleotides. Its product is annotated as zinc finger BED domain-containing protein DAYSLEEPER-like. The record is from RefSeq and is a predicted model, not a curated record. Bases 1 to 681 code for a protein of 226 amino acids. Lineage: Eukaryota; Viridiplantae; Streptophyta; Magnoliopsida; Fabales; Fabaceae. The transcript is spliced from 3 exons. Gene Ontology annotation, molecular function: protein dimerization activity; DNA binding.
AUGCUAAUAGAAUUUAAGACAUAUUGGGAGGAGUAUAGUGUUGUGCUUGGACUUGCAGCAGUUCUUGAUCCCCGGAUUAAGCUUUCUUCUUUGGAGUUUCUCUUUUCAAAAAUUGAUGCUUCUACAAGUCAUGAGAAGACAGAGCAUGUGAAAAGAAAGUUGUAUAAGCUUUUUGAGGGAUAUACAAGCAACAACAACAUUCCUUCUACUACUUCCAAUGUGCAGAGUGCUACUCCAACUCGCUCCCACCCUGCACCAUCAAGUUCAGCUGGAUUAAACGAAAUGAAGCAGAGAAUGUUUGGUGCGUUGAAACAUCAUGAACUUGCACUAAGAGUUGGAAAGAGUCAACUUGAUGUCUAUCUGGAUGAACCAAAUUUGAACUUUGAUUAUUAUGAGGAUUUGGAUGUAUUGGAAUGGUGGAAGUAUACUCAGAAACGCUUUCCAGAAUUAUCAAAGAUGGCAUGUGACUUGCUGAGUAUUCCCAUUACGAAUGUGGCGUCUAAGUCUGAAUUUAGUAUUGGUGGUCGAGUUCUUAGAAGGUACUCAGAGGAUGAUGAAGCUUUCAUGUGUGGUCGAACUUGGUUGCGUGGUUUUUACUGUAAAGAUGAAGAUGAAGAUCACUGUAAUUGUGGUGAAGAUGAAAAUGAAGAUGGGGAUGAUGAUGAUGGUCUUAAUGGUUGAAGAGUUGGAUCAUCCAUUUACACUUGCAAUUUAUUAGAGUCAUGCUUUCUACUUAAUUUCAGGUAGUCAAAUUUAAUUUUGAUUAUGAAGAUACUUUUUGUUUUAGAAGAGUAUUUUUGAGAAGAAAUAUUAGUAUUUUUCUUUUUUUUCCUAGUAACA